UUUCCUGUCUUUUUUUCUUCCUCCCAUGGGCUUCACAUAAUAUGUAUAUAUAAUUUAUAUAGUUUUUCGUUUUGUUUCGUAUACAUUGGUUUUUGUAGAUAUUGACAAUGGCCACUAUUUUACUUUUUUAAAUUUACAUAAACAUAGGAAAUAAUAAAUUGGUUUUACGGGCUUUGGGUAAUCUACAGAGUGUUUAACUUUUUUAGUUGAGUAGUUUUCUUAUAUUCUAAUCCAACGUUAGUUUCAACUCAUUUAUUCAAUGCUCCAUGCUAUGAUAUAACUUCACACAGCUACGUAUAUAACAACACUUUUUCCAACUAAUUUUUCACCACUAACUUGUUAGAAAUUUUAAUGUAACGUUUGUUUCAGUAUAUAUAUAUAUAUAUAUAUAUAUAUAUUCAACCAAAAUAUUUUGUUUUAGUAUCAUACUAGAUUUUUUGACAGUUCAGUUGCGUCUUCCGUCCCGCGACUUGCGACUCGCGAUUCCCAACUACGCAGACCAUGGUUGCUUCUCCUGAUAACUAUUUGUUUUAUUGGCACUAUAUGGUUUGGCUAUGAAGAACGACAUUUGAAAUUUCCCCAAUUUAACUGUUAGCAAUAUGAUUAAAAACUCAUCCUCCAAAAAUUGAUACGUCACGAGUGUUUACUAGUAUGGAACAUUCUGAAUGUAUUAAUAAUGCUCUCAAAGUGAUAAAAACAGACGUUCGAACGUUCGAAUUGAAAUAGUCUUUCUAACCGUUUGAAAAGAGUUAAACAGGUGUUCGAAACUACAAAAACACUCCGAACAACACAACCAGAAGACAGCCUUUCUACAGACAGUUUAAACAUGUGAUUCUACGGACUUCAAAAAUUGCAGCAAGUAAGAUCAUCUCGAAAUGCUCGACUUCAACUUGAAUUGCUUGAAAAUUUGUAUCCAGCUCCCCAACUGCAACACGUGGAGUUUCCCCGUAAAACGAGCAACACUCUCUGUGAUCUGCUGCAACAAGGUGCUCGCCAGCUGACCGUAUCGACAAAUUUCAUCCUCGUCGGCUCUGAUCAAGACGUUUUCCAAUGUCAGGCAGAUGGUCCUUAAUGGUUGCCCUUGAAGAAUUACAUUGAGCUUUGAUAUGAAGCUCUGGAAUUUAAGGAGGCGGCAUACUAUUUUACGAAACUCUAAUUUAUGGCUUACCAAUUUCACUCGGCUCACGUUACUAUCAUUUGCGGCCAUCAUCCGGAGCCCGUCGAUUUGCUCACGAAGCUUCACUCGGAAGGCGUUCAAAUUGGCAAUGUUUGUGGCACACAAUUUUGAAUUCGGCCCGCCAAUUAGAGGAUUAAGCUGUUAAAUAUUAAUUCACUGUGAACAUUUUUUUUAAAAAUCAAUAUCCUAUCUAUUUUUCCCUUUACUCACCAACGUGUUUAUACUCUGCAAGAUAUUUACGAUUCCUUCCACACUUUCGAUAACUGCAUGGAACUGUGAAGAUACAUCUCUACACAACAUGAGAUGAAGAUAAUCUGUAAUUGUGAAGUUUUAUAACGAAUUUUCAAAAAAAAAUAUAACGGUUUCAUCCGAAAUACUCA
Messenger RNA from Caenorhabditis elegans, 1557 nucleotides. RefSeq lists its product as uncharacterized. The record is from RefSeq and is marked reviewed. NCBI's taxonomy places the organism in Eukaryota, Metazoa, Nematoda, Chromadorea, Rhabditida, Rhabditidae. The coding region runs from base 876 to 1001 and encodes 41 amino acids. The transcript has 3 exons.